CGGUUUUCCUGUGAGUCACUGGAUGUUUGUGUUUGCCAAAUCCCACGUGCGCUAUGCCUUAAAGCCAGCUGACACACUCCCACUUGUCUUAUAACCAAAUCACAAGACGGACAAGAUCACAACUCCUGUAUGAGCGUAAGGAAGAUCACUGACUUCUGCUAGAUGACAAGAGAGAAGAUUACAUUAGCUCCAAAGAUGCAGCACAGCUGUGGCCGCCGUUGCCUCGGCCCCCUGACCUUCCAUCCUCAAGCUGUGGGUGACAUGAUCCGUCUGAGCGAGGGCCUUCGAUGUGCGGAGAGAACUGAAGAAACCUUCAGAGGCGGCGUCGUGUUCAGCAACCGCCCUGUGAGCAUCAACGAGCGGGUCCGGGUGCUGGUGCAGAAGAAGGUGGCACACUGGAAAGGGGCGCUGCGUGUAGGCUUCACCAACGUGCCGCCAUCGGCCAGGACUUUACCUCUGCCCUGCAUGGCCAUGCCUAACCUCACCAACACCCAGGGGCACUGGGCCUGUCCUGUGCCCGAGUCCUGCUGUCAGGAAGGUUCGGUGCUGGAGUUCUGGGUCUCUCCUCGUGGCUGCUUGUGGGUGAAAUUUCACAACGACAGGAAGCGUAAGCUACUGAUCGAAGUGGACCUCAGCCUGCCUCUCUGGGCCAUGAUUGAUGUAUACGGGCAGACGUGCUCCAUCUUCCUCCUAGGUUCUGAGAAAAAGGGAACGCUUUUCAACAAAGCGUCCUGUCCUGCACCUGAACCUCCCAUCAGCCGUCCCUGCAGUAUCAAUCCCGAUUAUACAGAACUCAGUGAAAACUCUGACGACAGUCUCUCAGACCUGAGCAUGGAGUUCCCCCCAGGUGACGGCUGCGUGGUGUGCAUGGUACGAGAGGCUGAAUACACACUGCCCUGUGGCCACAGAUGUCUCUGCGUUCGCUGCACCAACAGGGUCCUGGUGCAGUUCGGUACCUGCCCGCUGUGUAGAGAAGAGAUAAACAGUAACAUACAGGGUUUCCUUUAGGAUAUUUUGUUUAAACUGUGGUGGAGGGUUUGGGGGGGUUAGAUUAAGUCAUCAUCUAUUUAGCAUAUUUGUUCAUACAUUUGUGACCCUGGCUGUAGGAAAGAGAAGCUGAUUUUGCUGUGGCGGUGCGCCACAAUCAAUUACAUGUAGCGGAAACCCUGAUUUAUUAGGAGGCGACUCUCCUCAGCUGGCUGGUCCGUAAAGCUGAGGCCAGAAGCCUCUGAUGCAGACUGAGAGACUGUGACACCGCCGACAGCUCUGACUGAAUGUAUCCUGGUGGAAAAGGCAAAAAUCAGGGAGAGUUUUGAAAGCUAAUAUUUCCCUGAGUGAAUUUAAACCAGGAAGCUUUUUUUUGUGCAAUAAUUAAACAUGAAGAUGAGGCAAGAGUAAGGGUUCUAAGAUGCUUAUGUGACUAUCCUUUGUUGUUUUUUUGUUUUUUUACAUUGUGUAUAAAAAAGAAAAUGCAGUUGUUGUUGCAUUUUUUUGUUAUUUGUAAGUGUUACUUGCACUCAUUUGCAUUAUUUAUAUGAUAAAAAUGUUAUUCGCUUUGAAACUCAUGUUUAGGCAAAACAUGUAUGUGGUAAAUUAUAUUAAUUGUAUUAUUGUGGCAAACUGUGGCCAUGAAAAUAAAGCACA
This is a messenger RNA of Fundulus heteroclitus (mummichog), 1644 nucleotides long. RefSeq names its product E3 ubiquitin-protein ligase NEURL3. The record is from RefSeq and is a predicted model, not a curated record. The coding region runs from base 163 to 1008 and encodes 281 amino acids. The transcript is spliced from 4 exons. Gene Ontology annotation, molecular function: ubiquitin protein ligase activity. Lineage: Eukaryota; Metazoa; Chordata; Actinopteri; Cyprinodontiformes; Fundulidae.